This is a messenger RNA of Fomitiporia mediterranea MF3/22, 1410 nucleotides long. RefSeq lists its product as uncharacterized. The coding region runs from base 891 to 1100 and encodes 69 amino acids. The record is from RefSeq and is a predicted model, not a curated record. The transcript has 3 exons. Lineage: Eukaryota; Fungi; Basidiomycota; Agaricomycetes; Hymenochaetales; Hymenochaetaceae.
ACAAAGCCCAGCUGAUUGGACAAGAGAAGAGGGGAAAGUAGUACCACAAGAGGAAGGGGGAACAGGAUGCAGGGGGGGACCAGCAUUUAGCUAUCUGGAGGAGUGGAAUCGUCAAGGUGACCUCUGCUCACCGGAAGAAAAAUCUGGCCACAAUAUCCGGGUGGGAUGUAGCGUCGGGGCUGGCUCAAUGUUCAGUGGCGGUGAUGGACAGUGCUUCAAGGUCUGAUCUUGGUCUACACCAGAGGGGGGACAACCCACCCAUCGCACAGGUUCUGCGAUCUGUCGUACACAGACACGAUUGCUUAAAUUUCUUUGGCUGCUGGCGGAUAAGACGUCAUGAACUUUGGUCCAUUUCCUUGCUCUUUGUUGGAGGAGAUAUCAGAAUACGAGCAUGAACCUUAGUAUCGGAGACAUCUUAAGGCCAUAGAUUUCUUCGGUCUUUACUCAAGCUUCUUCUGCAAGUUUCUGUUGCUUCAUUUCGGCCAGGCUCGUGCAAUUUGACAGCUUGAGGGUCUUGAAGUCUUCUCUAUUCAAGUGGGCUCCUGUCUCUUGCCGAGUCUUGCAAAAUCGGCCUCAACGUAAUUGAACGUGAUUCGGGCGCAUCUCCUUCAUUCGUGGAAAUGAAACAAGUGCAUUGGAAGGCCUUGGUUGAGCGACAUCGUGGAAUCUAAGAAUGAUAUUCAGAGCUUGUCAUCACAGUCAAUGUCGAAAAUGAACAGGGUUUUCUUUCUGAGCUCUCGAGUAGAUAUUUGAGAGUCUCUGAGAGUACUUGGGUAGUUCAGGUGGCUGCUCAGAGAUGGAGUGAAGCAAACAGAUGCACACGGGCGAGGAAUAUAAGGCGAUAGACGAAGAAAGCUGUAUUUUCGAGACACGACGGGUAAUCUGGACGAAUGCCCCCUAAACGAGAACAUUUAGUCAUUGAACGUGCUCUUGGUACAAGACAUGGUGUAUUUUUGAAAAUGAAAGGCAUCAUACAACCAAGCGGCAUUUCAGGUAAAGUAGAAGGCUUUGUGAUGGGACACUCCGCAAGAUGUGCUACCGCGUUCAUCAUGUAUACCGAAAGAUGGGCUCACACAUCGGCCGUCGUCACCUUUUCCUAAAAUACUGCUCGGAAGCCGUUCCCAGUGUUCUGGGCCCGGAAGUGAAGUGAAGGAGGUGGGAUGGACGAGGUGUGACGUGAAAAUUGUGGCCAGAACCGAUCAAGAGGAACAAGGACACUGGCAUGUCCGCGGCUGCUUUCGUCUCCGUUCACCUCUACCAUGGACGACAUAAGCACAACUGAAGAUGCUAAAUGCUGAAUUCCAGUCGUUCGAGUUCUCUGCUAGUAGCAUGCGGGGCAUUGGAGGCCUUAACGGAAGCAGUUUUGACGAGCAGCGAUUUGCCUCCGGAUUCGCAGACGCGUGCUGCUUG